AUGGGGGUUGGCGAAAAUAAUAAUAAUAAUUCGAAUAAUAAUGCCAAUGGUUCAAAUAAUACUACAUUAAAUAUUAAUUCGACAACAAGUAAUAAUUUAACAUCAUAUGACGAGGUUGAAAAAGGAUUCAGGGUACAUGAGGAAGAUGAGGCAGUCGAAUUAAACGAAUCAUUAAAUGAAUUUAACAAUGAAAGCAGGGUUGGUGUCAGUCGUGACGAUAGUGACGUUGGCGAGGCUCAGGAAGAAGAUGAUGACAAUAACAAGAAUAUGGAAUUUAAAUUCGAUUUGGAUUUGACAACAAUUAAUGUAAUGGACGAUAUCGAUGACUUUGAAAAGAAAUUAUUGGAAUAUUCAGAAAAAGAACAAGUAGUUCAAGAUUUCAACAAAAAUAACAUAGAUUUAAUUCAAUAUUCAAAACAGGUAGGAGAAUCACUAGAAAAAUGUGACAAAGAAAUGAAUGCACUCUAUCAAGAUAUUUUACCCGAUUAUGUUAAUGAAAGGGAAAACUUUCAUUUAAUGUAUAAAGCAAUCACAGAAAGCAAGUCUUUAUUGGUUGGAUUUGAAACAAUGUUAAAUGGUUUUCAAAAUGAAUUAACAAGUAUUUCAAAAGAAAUGCGUACAUUACAAGAAUUAUCAAUAAAUGAAAAUUUAAAAUGCACAAACAGAAAAAAAGUAGUUGAAAAAUUACAUAAAAUUAUUGACGAGGUUUCAAUUUCAGAUGAUUUAAUAACUUUAUUAACACAGGGUGAAGUUAAUGAUCAAUAUUUACAAUAUCUAUCAAUCUUUAGUAAAAAAAUUGGAUAUAUUCAAACACAAAAAAGCGAAGGUGUAUUUGCCACAGGUGAAGUCGAGGAGGUUAUAUUAAAGUUACUACAGGUUGUAUUGGAUAAAAUAUUCAAAUUUUUCAAUAACCAAUUUAACCAAAUUAAAGAUAUAUCAACAUUACAAACUAAACAACAAGAGAUGACAUUAUAUAGACAAGCAUUCAUAUUUUUAUAUAAACAUACACGUAGGGUUGCUAAACAAUUAUUUGAUCAAUAUAAAGAAAUAGCGGCAGGAAUCUAUUCAAACUACUAUCGUAGCUAUAUCACUUUUUUAGAAAAACUUCAAAUAGAGCCAACUACACGUAACGAUUUAAUUGGGAUGCACGAGAGCAAAACCAAAGGCUUUUUCAAUAGCAAAAGCAACAAAUUAAAGAUUAAAACAAGUAUAUACACUGUUGAAACUCGUUAUCAAAUUUUAAACGAGUUAGAAUAUCCUCCACUCAAACCCCAAUCAAUUGGCUCCGAAUCAUCUGCCUCAUCAACACAGAUCAAAUAUUCUUAUGAAGUAAUCUUUAGAUCACUAUUGUUUUUCAUUAUUGAUUUAGUGUCAUAUGAAAACAUGUUUUUAAAAGAUUAUUUCUUAAGUAACAAAGAUAGCUCAACUUUAUUAUUUAGCAAACCUGAAUCAUUAUUUGUUGAAAAUAUUAAUUGCUAUUUAUCAUCAACAUAUGAUAUUGUUGCAUUAUUAUUAAUUUUAUGUAUUACUAGUAAAUAUAAGAGCAGGACUACUAGAUCGGACUUGACUGAUAGAUUAUUUCAAUUUGUAAUAAAUAGUACAAUUUCAAGAUUAACAAUUUUAUUUGAGGAAAACAUUUCAAGUAUUAGAAGUGCAAAUGUUAAAGAGCUAUUACCAAUCGAGGAGAAUAGACCCCAUUAUAUAGUUAGAAGAUAUAGUGAAUUAGUUGGUUCAUUUGCAAAUAAUAAUGAUAACAACACUACAAAUGGUACGAAUAUAAAUAAUAAUAAUAAUAAUAAUAGUAGUAGUAAUAACAAUAUAAAUAAAUUUAAUUUUAAUAAUAAUAAAACUCAAGAAUCAACAUCACUAUUGUUAAAUAUUAAAGAAUCACAUUCAAUUAUAAAUGAAAAUUUAGCAAUUAUGCGUGUCGAAAUGUUUAAAUUAAUAAACAAGUUAUCAGAAGAGUUGAAAGGAUCUAUACAAAAACAUAUAUUUUUAUUAAACAAUUAUGAUCUAAUUUUAACAAUUCUCAGCGAUAAAUUAGGUCCCAACGAUACAAAUGAAGAUAAGGAAUACUGGACUAUUCUCUACGACAAAGAGGCUGAACAAUACUGCACCGAGCAAUUAGGAUCAUUCCAAUAUAUCAAAAAUAUUAUAAAUACAGUUAAAGAAUUAUAUCCAUUAAUCGAACUUUACACCAUAGAAGAAAUCAACCAUCCAAAACUCAAAAAAGAAAUACUAGAAGAAAUUCUUAAACAGUUUUCACAAAAUUGGAGGGUCGGUAUCGAAGAAAUGAACAUCAUUGUAACCCAACAAUUCCCAAAUUUCAAAAAUGGUAUGAAAAUCUUUCAAAUGAUGCUUGAUAAACUAUUUACAAACUAUAAACAAUUCACCCAAAUCAUUUUAAAAUUUUUUAAAAAUUUAAAAACUUCCCCAUUUUAUUUAGCAGAAACAGAAAUUUCUUAUGAAAUUAAAAAAUACUAUGGUUCAUUUGAUUAAUAAUUUAUUAAUAAAAUAUUAUUUUUACCAAAAAUAACAAAUAAAAAAAAAAAAAAAAAAAAAAAAAAAAAUUUUAAUCAU
Dictyostelium purpureum is the source of this 2580-nucleotide messenger RNA. RefSeq lists its product as uncharacterized. The transcript has 6 exons. Gene Ontology annotation, cellular component: GARP complex. The record is from RefSeq and is a predicted model, not a curated record. Gene Ontology annotation, biological process: Golgi to vacuole transport; endocytic recycling; retrograde transport, endosome to Golgi. The coding region runs from base 1 to 2499 and encodes 832 amino acids. Gene Ontology annotation, molecular function: syntaxin binding. Lineage: Eukaryota; Evosea; Eumycetozoa; Dictyosteliales; Dictyosteliaceae.